This is a messenger RNA of Neopsephotus bourkii (Bourke's parrot), 784 nucleotides long. Its product is annotated as maestro heat-like repeat family member 5. The record is from RefSeq and is a predicted model, not a curated record. The coding region runs from base 317 to 784 and encodes 155 amino acids. Lineage: Eukaryota; Metazoa; Chordata; Aves; Psittaciformes; Psittacidae. The transcript is spliced from 4 exons. Gene Ontology annotation, cellular component: cytoplasm.
CUAUGACAUCCCUGAGGAACGGGUCCGUGCAUCCCACCCCAUGGGGAGCACCACCACUAACCCCCAUAGGGCAUCCCAUGGGAUGCAUGGACCACACUGACUCAGUGCCCUGCCUUCCAGGGCUGACCUUGACAUGUGGGAGAUGGUCCUGACCAUAUCCAAGACUUCGGAGGCCCUACGGGAGCUGCUGGGGAUGCUCCAGGACACCCGGGACACCUCCAUUCCCAACUUGCUUGUGAGUCCCAAAGGGCCCUGAUGAGUCCCAUGAGCCCUGCAGGCUCGGUGGGGUCUCAAUACCUGUGUUUGCCUUUAGCCCAUGGCCUCCGGUGCUGGUGGUGCUGAGGGAGCUGAGGACCCCCAGAGCCUGGUGACAGCGUCCGUGCUGCUGCAAAGGCUCUUGGAGCUGUCGAAGAAUCCUGGCUUGGCAAGGAAACUGCAGCAACUCCUGCCCCACAUCAUGGGCGGGCUCCGCGAUGCUGAGGACAAGCUCAGGAUAAAGGCCCUGAUGAUCGUAUCAAAGGUGAUGCGUCAACUCGAGGAUGAGGAGGCCAGCCCCAUUGCCGUGGGGCUGGUGCAGGACCUCCGGCCCCUCUUCGAUGGAGGAUGCAGCCGGCUCCGGGAGCUCUCCAUCCGCCUGCUCCGGUUCCUGCUGGAGUCGGUGCUUGGCAGCGACAGGAAGAGGAUGCAGAGUGAGACCUGGGAUCUGCUGCUCCCGCUCUUCUUCCACAUGAGCGACCAAUGCCCCAGCGUGGCCAAGGAAUGUCCGGAGCUCCUUGAUGGUUGA